GGACAAAAAGCACAACAUAAACGGGAACGAGCAAAGAAUGAUGCAAAAAAGGGAGCAACUAGUCAAUUGAAAGCGAACGAAGCUGCCAAGAAUAUAGUAUGUCAAGUUUGUCGAAAUACAUUCUUAUGUACUGUAAGGAAGAAAGCAUUGGAUGAACACGCCGGUGUUAUAGUUACUAGUCAAAGGGCAGUUGAAGGACUCAAAGUAGCAUGGGAACAAGUACUUUCUUCCGGUGAAAGGAUAGAUGUAUUAGAGGAAUGGAAAACGUUACCAUAUUUUGUCGUUGGUAGAUCAACUGCGAAAGCUGUAAAAGAGAUGUUUGAGAUCGAUCCACUUGGAGCUGAUGAAUCGGGAAAUUCUGAAUCAUUGGCAGAUUAUAUAAUAAAAUAUUUUAAUUCAACCCGGGGUAAAGAAUUAUUAUUUCUUGUGGGAGAUAAGAGAAGAGAAGAAUUACCAAACAAAUUAUCAAAAUCAGGAAUAUUAUUAAAAGAAUUAAGAAUUUAUGAAACCAAACCGAAUUCAUCAUUUUCUACCGAAUUAGAUAAAAUAUCAGAAUACCUUGUUGAAAGAAAGAAAACAAUUAAUUGGAUAAUCUUUUUUAGUCCAUCCGGAGUUGAUAAUUCAUUAGAAUUAUUAAAAGUCAAUUUAUUAAAAGAUUGGGAUAAAAUUAAAAUUGCUAGUAUAGGUAAAACUACAAGUAAAUAUUUAGAGAAUAUUAAAAACAUUAAAGUAAAUAUUACUUCGCCAAAACCUGAAGCGGAAAGCUUGGCCGAAUCAAUUCAUGAAUAUAAUAAAAAUUUAUUAUCUUAA
This is a messenger RNA of Funneliformis caledonium, 810 nucleotides long. The record is from the annotation of a GenBank genome assembly. Lineage: Eukaryota; Fungi; Glomeromycota; Glomeromycetes; Glomerales; Glomeraceae.